AUGAAGUGUAUGAAGCAUAAGCCAGGAUUAGCAGACAUUGUUCAAUCCAAUGGUGCUGCACUCAUGACAGGACCACUCACACGACUAUAUGCUGGUAGUAACAGUAGGAAGAGGUUGUUCACUAUGAGUAGCAGUAGAGAGAGUUCAUUCACCCAGAGCAGUCUACAUGAUACUCAUACAGUCCCAGUUACCAACAAUCUCCUCAAUCAGCUCAUUCAACUCUUGUCUACAAACAACGACCAACAGGCAUAUCAACUCUUUUUACAGAUUCAACGGUCGUCUCCAUCACUGCUCUCCUGUCUACCAUCAACCGACUACAAUACUCUAAUCAACUCAGUCUUUUAUUCAAAGUCUCGCAUAGGCCAUUCCAACCCAUCCCGUUUAUCACAAUCUGUUCAAAUCUACAAUAUUAUGCUCUCCCAUAACAUACAACCCAUAUUCAGCACUCUAUGUCUUGCAAUCAACAUCUAUGGCCGUUUGAAUCAAAUCGACAAGGUAGAAUCCACCUACUUGGACAUUCGUACCAAAGGCUACAACACUUGCCAUCCAUCUGCCCUUAGAUACAUGUGUCAAGCAUAUAUUCUUUCGGGAAACUCACCCAUCGCGAUGAUGUACUUUGAAUUACUUGGACGUACUCAUCCCAACAUGGCAUUCAAGACUCUUGCUCAUGCAUAUGCUCUCAAGGGCGAUGAGCUUGGUAUUAUAUCGUUUCUCGACCACAUGGAUAUGGCAGAAUACCCACUCACAUCAGCCAUUCUUGUCUCGAUCUGUAAAGGCUAUCACCAACUACGCAAAUACGAAGCAGUAUUUGCCUUGAUCAACCACUUUACACUCAAAUGUGGUAAACCUAUGGAUUUCAAUCUGUAUCGUAUCAUGAUCCAAUGUCGCAACGAUUUGAAAGAGUAUCAAACCGCUUUGGAUUUGAUUCAAGAAAUGCGUGAAUCAACCCAUAUUCGGUUAGAUACUUCCAUUUUACACGAAGAGUUGGUUGCUUUUGCUGGAUUGCGGAAUACUUUGAAAGUGUGGAGCAUAUAUCGUACUAUUAUACUUGAUUCACACCUAUUUGUUCAUGCUAGAGUAUGUUUGACACGAAUGGUGGGGUCGCUUCAUUCCCAAUCGGCUAUUUUCAAUCUUAAAAAGCAACUUACUGCCAACCAAGUUGGAUUAAAUCGAGCCUUUUACGAUCUUCUUCGUGGGUAUACAGAGCUAGGUGACGUGACUUCUGUCAAGCAGAUUAUAUACUAUUUUGUGGAUCAUAAUUAUGAUUUCAGUCCGUCAGUAUAUGCACAGAUUGUAUGGGCGUAUAUUGCAUUAGGGAAACGUGGUGGCUGUAUUGAUGGUGCAUGGGAAUAUGUUAAACACAUGCCGUUGGGAAAUACAUGGGAAGAUGAGCGAAUGGUUUGGCACGGAAUGGUUGUGUGUAGACUGAUGUUUUCGCCUGAAAAAGUAGACGAGGUAAUCAAUGUUUUGAAGCUAAAGUUUCCACAUGUAGACACAAGCGAUGUGAUUGACCUUGCACAUGUGCGCAUAGAUCGUGGACGCAGCAGGUUCAAUGACAGAUGGGAUGCUGAAUAG
Molecule: messenger RNA, 1575 nt
Organism: Batrachochytrium dendrobatidis JAM81
Lineage: Eukaryota; Fungi; Chytridiomycota; Chytridiomycetes; Rhizophydiales
Exons: 1
Coding region: 1-1575 (524 amino acids)
Molecular function (GO): protein binding
Source: RefSeq, a predicted model, not a curated record